This is a messenger RNA of Cannabis sativa, 2502 nucleotides long. RefSeq lists its product as uncharacterized. NCBI's taxonomy places the organism in Eukaryota, Viridiplantae, Streptophyta, Magnoliopsida, Rosales, Cannabaceae. The coding region runs from base 289 to 2319 and encodes 676 amino acids. The transcript has 3 exons. The record is from RefSeq and is a predicted model, not a curated record. Gene Ontology annotation, biological process: regulatory ncRNA-mediated gene silencing.
GUAAGUUACUUGGUUACUAGAUAGCAAUUAGGUAUAUAGUGAGAGCGGGAAAAGGUGAUCAUUGCGUUUCCAUGCAAAAAAUCAGGUGUCACUCCCCCACUCCUCCUCUUCCUCUCUCACUACACAACUCCUUAAUUUCCUUAAGCUCUUCUCAUUACCCAGUUUCUUUACCAUAAUCUCUCUCUCUCUCUCUCAAUCUGACACCUUACUACAUUUCCCUAUUUAGGCUUCUCAGAAGUUCCUUUUCUUUGGCUUCUUCUUCAAAGCUUUUUUUUCUGGUCAUCAACAAUGGAGGGUAGUUCUCGAGAUAGAGAAUUAGGCCGCCAAACUGGUUAUUACGACCCGACGACCCGGUUUGGUUAUCCGGGUCGGUAUGGAAUACGGACAAUCACUCCUUCUUACUGCUCCGAUGUACGUGAAGAAUCUUCUUCUUUGGAAACCCUUCAAUGGCGGAACACAAUGCUUCAUCGUCCGUACAUGGCGGAAGGGGAAAUGGGUUAUCGGAAGAGCGAGUUUCAUGAGGGUUUGGAUCGUACUGUGUUCUCUGGGUAUUCUAAUGGUCUGUUAAUGUCACCAUUGGGAAAACUCGAUGUGGGUAUUCAGAAAAAUGAGAGCUUUAUCAAUUUUGAUAACUCUUUGUACGGUCAAGGACAAGGGUUUCUUCAUCCACUUGAUAAGAACAAAGAAGUGGUUCAACUUCAAUCUCAUCUUGGUAUUGGUAGUAGGUAUGUGAAAGAAGAUUCUCUUGGAUAUUUUAAUGAUGUUUCACAAUCCCAUGGAAAUGGUGAAAUGGGUUAUUUGAUUGAUGAUCAUGUUGGGGAAAACUUUAGGACCCAACAACAACAAGGUUGUUUGAGUAUGAGACCUAGUAAUGUUGAUUCUAUUAUUGUUCAUAAUUUUGAUAAUGUUGCUAACAACAACAACAACAACCCUUUUGGUCAAUCUUCAAGACAAGGUAGUGCUGUUUUUAGUAAUGAAUAUGAUGAUGUGAAAGGAGGUUUGUUUAGAAGGGAUGACCAAGAUGAGGAAGUGUUGGGCUUGAAAAGGAGGCUUGUUGAUUAUGAAGGUUCAAACUAUGGUGGGGAUAGUGAGAUUUCAUGGUUGGGAAGAGAAAAAGAUGUUGUUGGUAGCUUGAACAGGUUAGUAGCUAUGCCAGAGAGUGAUGAUAGAGUUUUGCAUCAUCAGAGGAUUGAGAGGGAUGACCAAUAUGAAAGGUUGGUUAGAAGAAAAGGUAAGAAGAAAAAGAGUAUGAAGAGAAGGAUUAAUGAUGACUCUAAUGGUGGUUCUUAUCAGUGCCAUGGAUAUGGGGGAUUUGAUAACAAAGCUAGAGGAGAUGUAAAGAAGCGUUUAGGGCCUAUUCAAAAGGAUCCCAUUUCGGUAUCAUUUCGCGGGAGACUUGAACCGAGUAAUAAGGUGUUCUUGAAGAGGAAAAAGAAAGAUUCCUUGAGGAAAACAACUGAUAACAACAUUAAUGGCUCUUUGGAUAAGGUUGUAAAGCCUUCAAAGACUCCGGUUUCUGAAGAUUCAGAUGAAUUCCACAGGCUGGUUGAAAAAGCUUUCUUUAAGUUCAUUAAGAAUUUGCAUGAACACCCAGCUCAACGAAGAAAAUAUUUAGAUCAAGAAGGGGAAUCUACUUUGAAGUGUUGCGUGUGUGGCAGCUCCAAAGAGUUUUUAUGUCCAUUGGAGCUGGUCAAACAUGCUUUAACAUCACACAAAAGGGAGCUUAGAGCAGAGCAUUUGGGGUUUCACAAAGCGCUUUGUGUACUAUUGGGUUGGAACAGUGCAACAGCCCCUAAUACUCCUUGGGUUCUGCAGAUUUUGCCUCGUGCCGAAGCCACUGCUUUGAGAGAGGACUUAAUUAUCUGGCCUCCUGUUGUAAUCAUUCAAAAUAUCUCCAUAGCUAAUCGCAAUCUAGAUGAACGGGUGAUUGUUAGCAUUCAAAUGUAUGAAGCUAUUCUUCGAGAUAUGGGAUUUAAUGGGGAGAAAACUAAGGUGUUUCGGGGAAAGGCUGCGAAUCAGAGUAUUUUAGUAGCGAUAUUCAACGCUACACUCUCGGGUUUGCAAGAAGCAGAAAGGCUUCACAAGCAUUAUGCAGAGAACAAACAUGGGAGACUCGAGCUACAACAAACCAACUCAACUGACCAUAAUAACACUCACCGAGAUACUCGAGAAUUGACAGAAUCAGAAAAGUUGGAAAGUGUUUUGUAUGGCUACCUGGGAAUCGUAGAGGAUUUGGAUAAACUCGAUUUCAACAUUAAGAGUCACUGUGUGGUGAGAAGCAAGAAGGAAAUCCAAGCCAUUUCAGAUGCCACACUGUGAACCAAUUGAGAAGUUAGUUUUUUUUGGGUCAAAAUAUAAUAUAGCUAUAGUUUCUUUAAAUGUUUUUGAUUUUGGGGGAACAAUUUAUUUUCCUAUCCUUAAUGAAUAUUAUGUACUAUGUAUGUGUUUGAACAAUCAUCAUGAAUUUUCAAAAUAUAUUUGACAAAGAGGAUUACACUCAAA